AUGGCCAAGGAGAUUUCUACAGCAGACAUCUUCUCCGGUGGCGAAAGCUACACUGGAGUUCAGGCCGUUGAGAGAAACUCAAAGGCGAUGGCAAGGAUAUACGAUGCAAUAAAAACAAGUUUUGGGCCAUUGGGGCUUGAUAAGAUGUGUGUCAACUCUGCAGGAGAGGUCAGCAUCACGAACGAUGGCGCAACGAUUCUUCAGAGCAUGCUGGUGGACGAUCCUGCAGCAAAGAUCCUUGUUGACCUUGCAACACAGCAAGACAACGAGGUUGGGGACGGGACAACGUCUGUUGUUCUGAUGGCAGCAAGCCUUAUUGAGAAGGGCGCCAGGCUGAUUUCAUCAGGUGUGCAUCCGUCUGUUGUUGUAUCUGGGUAUAAGAUGGCAUUUAACGAGUGCAUUCAGUUUAUCAAGAAAAGCAUAGUGAGGGACAUUUCUACACUAGGUGCAAAGGCUUUGAGCAACAUUGUCAGCACAAGUAUAUCGAGUAAGGUGAUCGGAUCGGAAUCUACGCUGUUUUGCGAGAUUGUUGUGGAUGCAUUGAGAUGUAUUGAGCCAUCGGAAGGAGGCAAAAAGAUUGUAUAUCCUAUUGAGGAUAUCAACAUCCUUAAGCAUCCCGGAGGAGCAAUGGGCGAGUCGUUUUUAGUGCAGGGGUAUGCCAUGAAUUGCGCAUUGGCAUCUGGGUUCAUGAAGAAGGUUGUCAAGAAGCCAAGGAUUCUAUGCAUUGACUUUGGGUUGCAGAAAUACAAAAGCCCACUCACUGUGAAUAUUGUUGUUGAUGAUCCGUCGAAGCUGGAGGAUAUCAGGAAGAAGGAGCUUGAAAUUACUACGAACCAAAUCAAGUGUAUUGCGGCAUCGGGAGCAACAGUGGUGCUAACAACAAGAGGAAUGGAUGACUUUUGCACAAAGCUUCUGCUGGAAGCAGGUAUAGUUGGGAUCCGAAGAUGCAAAAAAGAAGACCUGGAUGUAAUUGCCAGGGCAUGCGAGACAUCGGUUCUAAGCUCGAUGUCUGAUCUGAGUGGUGCUGAAAAUGUGCCUACAUUAGGAAGCGCAAACAAGUUUGAGGUUGUAUCGAUUGGAGAGGAGGAGUGUGUGUUUAUUGAAGGGCUUAAGAAGAAGAUGGCAUCGAUAAUCCUGAGAGGAGCGAAUUACCAGCUGCUUGAUGAGAUGCAAAGGGCUGUUCACGAUGCCAUAUGCGCAUUGAAGAGAACAUUGGAGUCGAAAUCUGUUGUUCCUGGAGGAGGUGCAGUCGAAUGUGCAUUGUCUUUGAUGCUGGAGAAGUUUUCGUUUACUGUGAAUUCCAAAGAGCAUGUUGCAAUACACCGAUAUGCAGAGUCGUUGCUUUCGAUCCCAAGGAUACUUGCAGCAAAUGCAGGCCUGGAUCCAAACGAGAUUGUGGCUAAGCUUCUAGCGAUGCAAGGCACAGAAACCAGCGAUAAGUCUGGCAAUAGCAUGUUUGGCGUUGAUGCAGUAACUGGAGAAGUCCAGAACAACGUGGAAGCUGGGAUCAUUGAGCCAAGCAUGAUUAAAAUGAAGUCGCUCAGAGCAGCAACAGAGGCAUCUAUCAGCAUUCUACGAAUCAACGAGGUAAUAAUGCUGCCUCCCGAAGAAUCCAGAAAUUAA
Molecule: messenger RNA, 1623 nt
Organism: Ordospora pajunii
Lineage: Eukaryota; Fungi; Microsporidia; Ordosporidae
Product: T-complex protein
Exons: 1
Coding region: 1-1623 (540 amino acids)
Biological process (GO): protein folding
Cellular component (GO): chaperonin-containing T-complex
Molecular function (GO): ATP binding; ATP hydrolysis activity; ATP-dependent protein folding chaperone
Source: RefSeq, a predicted model, not a curated record